UUUCGUUUACGAUGCUACACUGACUAAAAUUGGUAGGCUUAGGAUACCCAUCCGAUACUGAUACUUUCAAAAAUACUGAUACUGCAAAAUUACACAAUGAGAAAUCUAUUUAUUCUAUCAUUUAGACGAAAUCUCAAUAAUUUAGCUGCUUUCUAGUGUACUGUUAAUGUUAACUCAUAAAAAUAUCUGCUACCGGAAGUGAAUGAUGAAGGACUACAAACGGAAUCCCAAAGCAUUUAAGAGGUCCAUCCAUCCAUCCAUCCAUCCAUCUAUUUUCUAUGCCGAUUAUCCUGGCGGGGAAGUAAAGGCAGCCAAAGCAGUGAAAGGAGGUUCUUGCGGAUACAACAAACAGCAGCGGUGCAAACUGAAAGCAUGUUGCAAAGGAUGAAGACCUUCCCAUUGGCAUAGCCAUGUUUUGUCUCCAUGCCAGCUAUGUCGCUCUCAGCCGUCUCUGCGGUGACCUCUGCACCACAAAUGAUGCUGGGAAAUAACAAGCACUUUUAUCCCGGUCAGGAUGACAAAGAUGGGGAGGAUGAGGAGGAUGAAGAGGACCUGGUCAGGGAAAGCGGAAAAGCGGAAGAUGUACGUGACAUCGAGAAUGGAGGUUUAGACGGUCUGCUGGAGGAAGACAUGACAGGAGGAAGACAGUCCUGGGAAGGAAAAGUUGUCGAGGUGGCCAAACCGGCAGCCAUCGUGGUCGGUAGGCAGAGAGCAGACCGGCCAAUGAGGUCGGGACACCCGGGCAACCGCGGGAUCGCUUACACGCCGAAUCAAACCACCUUACAUCAUCAAAUCGCCAAUAAGACACAGCAUCAUGUCGUCAUGGCCAAUCAGCAUCACGCAUCGGGCUUGAAUGCAUCACACAAGAGGAGAGCUUUGAUGGAGCGCAGCAUGACCACCAUGGCCCCGCUGGAGGACACCUUCCUGUCCAUAAUGGUGUUCCGCAUUGGAAUUCCGGACAUCAAACAAACAAGGUGUCUCCAGUUUGACCAAGAAUGUACGGUGUGGAAUGCCAAGCAGCAGAUCAUCUGCUCCCUCAGUGACACCUUGUGGGACGUAUACAACUACGGCCUCUUCCAGCCAGCGGGAGAAGGACGGGACGCCAAGUUCUUGGACGAGGAGAGAACCAUGAAGGAAUACUCACCGUCUUUUGAGAAAGGGGUGCCUUACCUGGAGUUCAGGUACAAAACAAGAGUGUAUAAGCAGACAGCUCUGGAUGAAAAGGCUCUCUCCAAGCUCAGCACUAAGGCCAGUCUGAAGAAGUUCAUGGAUUAUGUACAGACUGGAGCGCUGGAGAAAAUGGUUAAAGCCCUCGAUAAAGGUCUUGAUCCAAACUUCCAUGACCUGGAGAGUGGGGAGACCCCCCUGACUCUGGCCGCACAGUCAGGCCUUCCAGUGGAAAGCAUCAGGGCUCUGGUUCAGGGCGGAGCUCAUUUUGACUUCAGAAGCAGAGAUGGCCUGACCGCAGUGCACAAAGCUGUCAGGGUUCACAAUCACGUGGGGCUGAUGGCACUCUUGUCGUUGGGAAGCUCUCCAAACUACAAAGACCGCUGUGGCCUGACCCCGCUGUACCACACAGUCCUGACAGGGGGCGACACCUCCUGCUGUGAGACUCUGCUUUACUACAAGGCCAAGUUGGGGACAAGGGAUGAGAAUGGCUGGGACGAGACUCAUCAGCACAGGGAUGAAGAGGAAUUUGGAAUGGAAGAAAUACAUAAGGCUUGCCAGAAUGGCUUUGCCCAACACUUGGAGCAUCUGCUGUUUUAUGGGGCAGACGCAUCCUCUCAGAACGCCUCAGGGAAUACUGCGCUUCACAUUUGCGCCCUGUACAACAAAGAAAGCUGUGUCCGUGUUCUUUUGUACAGGGGGGCAAACAAGGAAGCAAAGAACAAACAUGGUCAGAACCCUUUUCAGCUGGCUGUCAUGUCUGGUCACUUUGAACUCGGGGAAAUCAUCAAAAACCACAAAGAUUCAGAUAUAGUGCCCUUUUUGGAAUCACCCAAAUAUGUCCCCAAGCGAAAAGAAAGCGCCCAUACGCUGCCUCUUCCCUUGCUCCAGUCCCAUCCUUUACUGCGUGCUAACAGCGACAACACCAUGGCCCACUCUGAUCCCGUGGUUAUUCCCAACAAGGCGGCGACAACUCCUAACCCAGCUCAGGCCCACCGAAGAGCUUCCAUUGGCUUGAGAAGCUCCAGCAGCCCCAGAAAUCGCACCCGUUCACCAUCGCGAGGAAGAGGAGGCCAGAGUGACACAGAGGAGCGGCAUAGGCAGCCACGAGGAAGGCCGGGGGCGACCCCUGCAGGCAGUGGGGGAGGUCAAGUGAAGCGGUUGUACAGUGCAGUGCCCGGGCGUGUGUACGUGGCUACUCGGGCCCACUCUGCCAGUGGAGACAGACAGCUGUCACUCAACAAAGGGGACAAAGUUAAAGUGUUGAGCGUCGGGGAGGGGGGCUACUGGGAGGGAACGGUGAAAGGUCGCACUGGCUGGUUCCCCUCGGACUGCGUGGAGGAAGUGGCUGCCGGCAGUAAGGACAAUCGAUCAGAAACACGUAGUGAGAAAGCCAAGAGGAAGCUCUUCCGUAACGUCACCGUCGGUGCAUACGACGGCACCGAUGGUCCCAGUGACUACAUCAUUAAGGAGAAGACAGCACUCCUACAGAAAAAAGACAAUGAGGGCUUCGGCUUUGUGCUUAGGGGAGCUAAAGCUCAGACUCCCAUAGAGGAAUUCACUCCGACGCCGGCGUUCCCAGCGCUACAGUACCUGGAGUCUGUCGAUGAGGGGGGCGUGGCGUGGAGGGCCGGCCUCAGGAUGGGAGAUUUCCUCAUCGAGGUGAACGGCCAGAACGUGGUGAAGGUGGGACACCGACAGGUGGUCAACAUGAUCCGACAGGGCGGCAACAGUCUAAUGGUCAAAGUGGUGAUGGUCGCCAGAAACCCCGAGCUGGAGGAUACCACUCGAAAGAAAGCCCCGCAGCAGACCAAAAGGCUGACUCCUCCUGCCAUCGCCCUGCGCUCCAAGUCAAUGACAUCAGAGCUGGAAGACAUGGUGGAAAAAGCUGCCUCUCCGUGGAAAAAGAAAGCAGACUACGAGUCCUCGCAGGGUCCUGAUAAGAAGAGGACAGUCUAUCAGAUGGCACUGAAUAAACUGGAUGAAAUCUUGGCUGCCGCCCAGCACACGAUUACGUCAGACAACCAAGGCCAGAGAGGUCACGGAGGCAAGAGAGACCGCAGCAAGAGUAUUGUUCCUAAUGUCUCCAAUGAGCCAACAUAUGAUCUGCAAGCCACGGUGAAUGCAGUGCAAUCCAGACCUGAUUUUACCUACAACCAAGGGCACUUUCAACCAACCCAGCAUGCGGUCAUGAUGCGUCAGAAAUCCAUUGGUAUAACCGAAGAGGAGAGGCAAUACCUUCACCCACCUGCGAUGAAGUUAGCUCGUAGCUUGUCGGUGCCUGGACCAGAAGAAAUCCCUCCACCCCCAAACACAUCAGCGCCGGAGCCACCUUUAUCUGCCGGGCCUUACCCCGGCAGGGGCCCUGCCAUGCCCAUACCUCCCGUAUCACAGGCCCACUUCCAGCUCCACUCCCAACCAGCUCAGCCUAAUCAAUGGGAAAGGGGAAGUGGCAUGAACCAGCAGGUUAUGGUCUCCACACUCCGCAGACAAUCCGACGGACAAGAGGCACCCAGGCGAGGCGGUGGCAAGAUGGGAGGUUUAAGAAGAGGCUACAGUAGCGCUACGCCGCCAACGAGCGCUAAACCUAAGGCUCAGCAAGCCCAGCAACAUCAUCCACAUAUGGCGUCUCGGGAUCAAGGUGGAGGAACCGGCAGGGGGGCAGCCCGCAGAGGAGGACGGGGAGCUCUGACCAAGCAGUCUAAAGUCGAGGAUGGACUGCGACAACAUCGGGGGAAAGGCGGCGCAGCCAAAGAGAAGACCUCCAUCCCCAUCCCGACCAUCAUCAUCAAAGCUCCCUCCACCAGCAGCAGCGGCCGAAGCAGCCAGGGAAGCAGCAUGGAGGCCGAGGCCCCGCAGGACGCAGAGGAACACACAGAUGCUGAACCGACUCCAGAAAGCCCAAACUCCACUUUACCGUCGCCGCUCACUUCGACGCCGCCUCAGCCCCUGACGUCCACGUCCUUGCCUCAAUCGGCUGCUCCGGUUUCGAUGAGGCAAAACCUGGAGAACGUGGACUACACGUCGUCCUUCGGUUCAACAUUUGGAAGCGGAGGGGCACGCCGGGAAAGGGAACGUUUCCGUGACAUGAGAAGAAAAAGUGCUUCUUUCUUCCUCUCAUCAGAGGAGGACAUCCAAGGCGAGGCGGGUGGGGGCGCGGUGGAGGGAGGAGAAGCGCUAAGUGCAAGGAUUCAACCACUCCAGAGCUCCCAAAUGGAGGUACCAGCUCCUCGACUCAGGCCAUCCAAGUCUAUAGACGAGGGAAUGUUUUCUGGCGACAACUACGUCCACUAUUCCAGCAGCAUGCCCCCGGCCUUUGGCCUUCCGGAAUAUUCCUCACCUGUCCUCAGUCAAGACGGCCAACCCAAAUCCGCUCCAUCAAUGUACGGCUCCCAGCCUGCUACCACUUUCAUUCACCCGCUCACUGGGAAGGUUCUGGAUCCCUCGUCUCCGCUGGGACUUGCACUCGCCGCCAGGGAGCGAGCCCUCAAAGACGACCGCAGGACUCGACGAGAGGAGCGACACUUUGGUCGACAGCUUUCCACAGUCGGAGCGUUCACCACCCCCACUCAGACCCCGACACCCUCUCUUUUUGCAACCCCCACACAAUCCACCUACACGUCACCCGUCUCCCUUCACUUGAGCUCCCCCACUACCAACACCUCACCCGCAUCGCUAAGUCGGCCGCAGUCACCUCGGAUCUUACGCAUGGGAGGAGGAGGGGAGAAGAUGGAGAAAGACAAGGAUGGAGGGUCCAGGGAGGGUCUUAGAGUUCGAUUCUCCGAGGAUAAAAACAGCCAAUAUUCCAGCCAGUAUUACCCUCAAAGCCCCAGAGAGAGAGAAAAGGAGGUCCAUGAUAGCAAAGGACAGCCUCCUCCACAUCCAACUCAGCCUGCCCCUCGCAGGCCUUCCUUUCUGCAGAUGGAAAGCAGUCCUAACACCGGCUACAUCCCUCAGUACACCGUCCCCACAGCACCGGCACAGGCCCCGACAGAGGACGCCGCACACUUGGGAAUGAUGGUUCUACCUCCACCAGCUCCCUCCAUAGACGUGGAUGAGGAGUUUGUCUUUGCAGAUCCCUUGCCGCCCCCUUUACAGUUCGCUAAUGGUAAGAACGAGACCUUGAAGGACUACCACCACCAGCAGUACCAACACGCCAGUCAUCGAUCUGCUCCACCACCACCUCCGCUUCCGUCUCCUAAACCGCCGAGCGUUCCCCAAUCCUCCUCGCAGGGCGGCGACUCUGCCACCUCCAGCCUUACCUCCUACGACAGCGAAGUGGCUAACUUGACACAGUCUGCUCUCUCGCCGUCUUUGCCAUCGCCACAGAAAUACCCCUCCUCCUCCGCGAGCGCCUCCGCGAGCGCCUCCGCUGUCGCCGCGUCGCUGCACAGACCCCAACCCAUGUCCCAUUCGCACGCAUAUCACAGUGGCUCCAGUGACCCACUGGGGGGGAGUCACGCCACAGCCCACGACAGAGGCGCCGCCGCCCUCACCACUACCAUGACGUAUGCCACCACUACCAUGACAGCCGCCGCCGCCGCCGCAACCACCGCAACCUCCACAGCGUCGGACUACAGCAUGAUUGUGGGUGAGCCCAAAUGUGGCUACAGCUCAGGGGGCAAAGCGGCCAACCACAUCCACUACCCAGUCAGUGUACCCAAAAGUGGAGAAUGGCAGGACGCCGUGGUGGAUUCUGGGAUUGAGGAGCUGGACAGUCACAGCAGCAGCGACCAUCAUAUCGAGAUGCUUGGAUUGACGGGGCUGAGAGGAGACAGGACUUUAGGUGACGGGGAGAAAAGGGACGCGCCUCAGGAUCCUUCCACGGCUUAUUCAGGUGGGCAAACAUUUGAAGUACAGAACACCAAAUCGGCAAAGAUGAGUCAUUACAAGGACGGAGGGGGGAGAGCACUUCCUGUCGCACUACGCCGACAAAACAGCACCAACCCCGCUCCUUUACAACUGCAUCGACAAAACAUCUCAGACAACAUCAGAUUCGAUGGAGCGCUACCCGAUGACAGGAGACAUACGCAGAGUAGACCCAAAAUGGACGACAACUUCAGCGCCACCCUGGCCGCCUGCUUAGACAGACCCAUCGAGCCCCGGUCGACAAAUUGGGGGGACGUCGGGGAUCACGAGCAGCUCCCGAGAACUGCUAUGGCUUUGGAUGGACGCAGACUUCACUCGCCUAUGUCAGGUGUAAAGGCCAGCAUCAUCAACGAGCUGAGCUCCAAGCUUCAACACAUGAGUAGCAUGAGGAGUAUGGACGACUGGAGCCACGCCCCCAAGUCGCCCACCAUGCACAGGUAUUCUGCAGAUUUCACAGAUGCAUUUCACAGCCCCCCUACCGGGCGCUCCACCUCACCGUUACCCACCACCUCCCCCCAGCAUCGUCACAUUGGGCUCCCACCCAAUCUACCCACCGCCCCCUCUGUAUCCCCUUCCCCCCAAGUCCCGGUACAGCGCAACUGGACCCGUUCUCCCUCCCCUCAAAUGCCGUCCUCGCCGGUCCACUCUCACCCUCCUCAUUCGCCCACCUACUGUCCUUACCCGACGUCGCCCAAGCAUCGGUCCAAGAUGCGGCGACAGACUUUCGAUUUCCAGUUCAGCCCCACCAAGGAGAUGCGAUCAUCGGUUUCCAGACGCCGUGCCCCCAGCCCGCUCAUCUAUAAUACCGAACAGCCCAGCCCCACCCCUCCCAGACCCUCGUCCCUGCCCAUCCUUCCCAGCACACCGGUCUACAACAACCCCUUUGAAUUCCCGGGCCCCGUGUCCCCUGGUGGCCUUCCCCUGGGAGACGCGUACUCAGCCUCAACGCCGCCACUCUUCUCCCCGUCUGGUGUGCCAAGCGCCAACCCGCUACUCACCACCCGCUCGCUCUCCCCGACCCACUAUCUCUCUGGAGCCUCCUCCCCUUUGCACUUACCCCCCAGCCCGUCCUGCCUCAACUUCCCCCAGUUUACACCCCCUCCCCCCGCCAAACCCUUUGCUCUCAAGCCACUGCCCUACUGGACCAAGUACGACGUGGCCGACUGGCUGGCUUACCUAAACCUGGGCGAACACAGAGAGCGGUUCAUCGAUAACGAAAUAGACGGAUCCCAUUUGCCUUCGCUUACCAAGGAUGACUUCUUGGACUUGGGGGUCACUCGCGUGGGGCAUCGAAUGAACAUUGAGAGGGCGCUGAAGAAACUCACUGACAGUAAAGUUGGACUUUUAACGAGUGAUUAUCAAAAUUCCAAGCCACCAAUGCUAGAGAACAUGCAGGACACAUGAGGUAAUAUAUUUUUUAAUAUAACAUUUUUCUUUUAUUUUUGGAAUAUUGCACAUUUUUUGUCAUAAUAUUUAGAAUAUUUCACGCUUUACUUGGAAAAUGACUUUUUAAUCAUAGUACUUUGACUUUCUUAUCAUAAUAUUGAGACAUUCUCCUCAUGGUAUUCGUUUUUUUUUUAUUGUUUCAGUAUAAUAUUAGUGUUUAGUUUCAAUCAUAUAUUGGCUUUUUAGUUGAAAUAUUUAAAUUUUUCACAGAAUUUGCAGAAUUUGAAAAUAUUUAGACUUUUCUCAGAAUAUAAAAUAGCACUUUUUUUCUUUUGGACUUUUUCCCAAAUAAUAUUUUUUUGGGGCAUAUUUUUUAUUGUUUUCGCUUUUUUCAUUCAAUUUUAACUUUUCCUUUGAUGCCCAAUAUUGGCUUUUUUGCAGGGAACCGAUAUGCCGGUGUUGUCCAAUGCUCAAUUCCCGAUAUCGAUAUCAGCCUAUACAGGACAUGAAAUAUCACCUAUGGUAUACACAGGAUUUUAUAUCUCUUUUCAUGAUUGGGAAAAAAUAUCUAAUAUCGAUUUCAACCAAUAUCGCAUAAUUAUUCUGAUAUAUUUACAGUAUCAUUACAUAAUACGGUAUUUUGACUUUUUGUAAAAGGUUCCCGAGCAAAAAAACUAAACCAAAACUAAGCAAAUCUUUUCACGUGUGGCAGGGAAAAAACUUUUUCUCAUGUAAGGUUAUGACUUUUUCACAUAAUAAUAAUUUAUCUUUGUUGUAUCACAUAAUACACUAUGCCCUUUGGACUUUUUCAGUUCAUACUUUGAUUUAUUAGCACUUUUUCUCAUUUUCUACUUUUCAGUGUGGCCCUAAUACUUCAUUUUUUUAACAUAUUUAUGAUAUUAUAUUACAUGAUUAUGACUUAUUAUUCUGAUAAAAAAAAAAGUAUGCAUUGGAGAGGAACAAAAAUGUUUUUUUAUGUCCAUUGCAGACUACAACUCACUUUCUUUUCUACAUUACUGGUGCCAUAGCACAAGCGGACGGAGGGACGGACGCCAUAUUGUUACUGUAGGUGCCGUGAUCACAAAAGGGCUUUUUUACUGCUUCACCUCCUGUGUGUCUCUUUAAAAUGUCUUUUCGGUUUGUUUUUUUGUUUUUUUUUUUUGUUUCUUUGCUGCUACUUGUUGACAAUCCUGCUUGCCUGUUCCACAUAAACUGAUAAACUGACCAAUUCACUUGCGAGAAACACAUCCAUACAUAAUAGCGCGGCCGGGACUUUAGUGUUUUAAAAAUCUCUUGUCUUCCAAACUCUUUUGUUUGGUUCAUUAUUUUGCCGGGGGGUGUGAUUUGUGUCGAUGCUUUCUAUACUGCUCGCCCUGUGAUGACUUUAGUGAAGCAUACGCGUUAGGUUUUAAUGCAUAUUCUCGCCAUGUGAGCAACUAAACAUGACUCAUGUAUUGUCCUCCCGCUGAGUCACCUCAGUGCUAUUUUGUGUGAUGACGGGACUGUAGAAAAUACUACAUACGUAUGAUUUACAGUAUAUGAAGUAUUUUAGCUCUAGUGAAAUGUAUAAUGAAUAUGACCACAUGCAGUAUGAGUGUAAGUAUGCUGAGUUUAAAAAAAAAAGUAUAUAUGGCUAUAAAGUUACAUUUGAAAUAAAAUAGAGUACAUAUGAAAUAAAAUAAUGAUAGCGGUACUACUGUGUUGAAUGAUUCUUUG
Molecule: messenger RNA, 9138 nt
Organism: Doryrhamphus excisus (bluestripe pipefish)
Lineage: Eukaryota; Metazoa; Chordata; Actinopteri; Syngnathiformes; Syngnathidae
Source: RefSeq, a predicted model, not a curated record